UUAUGAUUAUUUUAAUACUUAUUUAUUUCCCCCCCCCAUUUUUUUUUUAAACUUAGCAGUGCUGUUUUAUGGUGGUGCAUGGGUUUAAACCUAGGACUGUGGAGCCUCAGGCAUGGGAGUCUGUUUGCAUAACCAUUGUGUUAUCUAACCCUGCCCUAUUCAUUCUGUUUUGCUGCCCUUGUUGUUGUAGUAGUUGUUGUUGUUAUUGAUGUUGUUGUUGUUGGAUAGGACAGAGAAAUUAGAGAAGAGGGUAAGACGGGAGAGAGACAGAAACCUGCAGACCUGCUUCACCACCUGUGAAGUGACUCCCAGCAGUUGGGGAGCCAACUGCUCAAACCAGGAUUCUUUGCGUUUUGCACCACGUGUGCUUAACCCGCUGUGUUAACCGCCCAACUCCUGUUCUAGUAGAUUUUUGUGAAUGCUUUUGUUGAAGAAAAAUUAUAAGGUUAAAAGAGAUGUCAGUAGAAUUUGUGGGCUUUGUCAUGAUCCUAAUAGGCACAAUAACUCACUAAAUAUUUCCAUAACCUCUUCUGUUUCCAUUGCACAGCUAGGGUAUUGUACCUUGUAUUCACUACAGUAUCUUCCAUCUAGGGCCCAUACUGUCCAGUGAAGAGGCUGUGCUGCUAGAUUUAAACAGAGUCUCAAGCUAUUGCUGUGAUUGAUCUUCCCUUUUCUGGCCUGAAAGAUAUUCAGGGAAGCAGAAGAGAUGGCAGUUUCUUGGGGCUCAGUGACCUAUGAAGAUGUAACUGUGAUAUUCACUCAAGAGGAGUGGGCACUAUUAAAUCCUUCAGAGAAGAAACUCUACAGAGAUGUGAUGCGUGAAAACUUGAGCAACUUUUGUUCAAUAGAAAAGAUACAAGAACAUUCCACCAAAGCGCAGCAUAAUUUGCAUGGGUGUAAACAAAGUAAUACAACAGUAAAAAUCUCUGAGGACAAAGAUAGUCAGAGUGCUAGAAUAUCUCAAGAAUGUAAAGUAUACAACAAAUUAUUCACUUAUCCUAUUCAUCUUCAAAAACAUGAAAGAAUUCACAGUGGAGAGAAACCCUAUGAAUAUAAACAACGUAAUAGAACAAUCAGGAGAUCCAGUCAUCUUAGGGAACAUGAAAAAACUCACAGUGGAGAGAAACCCUAUGAAUGUAAACAAUGUAGUAAAACAUUCAGGCGAUCCAAUCAUCUUCGAACACAUGAAAGAAUUCACAGUGGAGAGAAACCCUAUGAAUGUAAACAAUGUAGUAAAACAUUCAGUUCUUCCAGUCAUCUUCAGAGACAUGAAGGAAUUCACAGUGGAGAGAAACCCAAUGAGUGUAAACAAUGUAGUAAAACAUCCCGGCAAUUUGGUGGUCUUCAGAAACAUGAAAGAAUUCACAAUGGAGUGAAGCCCUAUGAAUGCAAACAGUGUAGUAAAACAUUCAGUUGUUCCAGUAGUCUUCGUACACAUGAAAGAAUUCACAGUGUAGAGAAACCCUAUGAAUGUAAACUGUGUAGUAAAAUAUUCAGUUCUUCCAGUCAUCUUCAGAGACAUGAAAGAAUUCACAGUGGAGAGAAACCCUAUAAGUGUAAACAAUGUAGUAAAACAUUCAGUCGUUCCAGUUGUCUUCAGACACAUGAAAGAAUUCACAGUGGCGAGAAACCCUAUGAAUGUAAACAGUGUAGUAAAACAUUCAAUUGUUCCAGUCAUCUUCGGUCACAUGAAAGAAUUCAUAGUGGAGAGAAACCUUAUGAAUGUAAACUAUGUAAUAAAACAUUCACAUUUUCCAGUAGUCUUCGGAAACAUGAAAGAAUUCACAGUGGAGAGAAACCCUAUGAAUGUAAACUAUGUAGUAAAACAUUCACUUGUUCCAGUAGUCUUCGGAAACAUGAAAGAAUUCACAUUAGAGAGAAACUCUAUGAAUGUAAACAAUGUAAUAAAACAUUCAGUUGUUCCAGUUAUCUUCGGACACAUGAAAGAAUUCACAGUGGAGAAAAACGCUAUGAAUGUAAACUAUGUAGUAAAACAUUCAGUUCUUCCAGUUAUCUUCGGACACAUGAAAGAAUUCACAGUGGAGAGAAACCCUAUGAAUGUAAACUAUGUAGUAAAACAUUCCGUUGUUCUAGUAAUCUUCAGACACAUGAAAGAAUUCACAGUAGAGAGAAAUCCUUUGAAUGUAAACAAUGAAGUAAAGCAUUCAUGGUUUCUUGAUUUCUUCAGUUACAUGAAAGAACUCACAGUGGAGAGAAAUAAACCUCAUGAAUGUAACCAUGUAGCCUAACAUUCAUUUAAGCCAGUUUUUGUAAGAGAUUUGAAAGAUCUCACAGUGGAAAGAAACCCAGUGACUAUAAAUAGCAAAACAUUGAUUCAAGCCUGUCAUCUUUGUUAACAUGAAAUAACUCACAAUGGAGAGAAAUGUGAUGAAUAUAAUCAGUGUUGAAAACAUUUCAUUAUUCCAGUCCUCUUUGUAGACAUGAAAGAAUUCACAGUGAAGCAAAACCUUAUGAAUGUAAUAAAGCAUUAGAUGUUCCACUAAAUUCUAAUACGUGAAAAUAUUCACAAUAGAAAUUAAUCUUUUGAACAUAAACUGGACUAAGAUUAGGAAAAGAGAUGCAAGCCAGUCAAUGAAUCUGCUUACCUGAUUGCGUUUCUGCAGAAAUUUUUUAUAAUUGGCAAUAGUAAUGCCAUGUUACGAGCCUUAAUGACGUUAGGGUCUUUAAGGUCCCUACUACUACUACUAGCGUUUGCCAUUUAAGGUCCCUGAAAGUGACUAUAUAAAAUUUUAAUAAAAGGAAAAAAAAAAAAAAAUGCAACCAGAGACUAGUGGUUCAAUAUAAUAGUUUUCAGAUGUGAGCUUCUACACUCUCCAUUUCGUCCUCUCCAUUUCUCUCUAUCCUAUCCAACAACAACAUCAAUAACAACUACUACAAUAAUAAAAAAUAGAAAAAAGAAUAAAUAAUAAAAACAAUUCUUGGGACUCAGCCAGUAGUACAGCAGGUUAAGCACACAAGGCAUCAAGCCCAAGAAGUGGCGUAAGGAUCCUGGUUGAAGCCCUGAGCUCACGACCUGAAGGGGAGUUGCUUCACAGGUGUUGAAGAAGGUCUGCUGGUGUCUAUCACUUCCUGUCUCAUCUUACUCUUUCCAUUUGUGUCCUAACAAUGACAACAUCAAUAAGAACAGUAAUAGUAACUACAAGAACAAUAAAAUUUUGUUUUUUAAUAUUUAUUUCCGUUUGUUGUGGUUAUUAUUGUCUUUGGAUAGGACAGAGAGAAACAGGAGAGGAAGACGGGGAAAGACACCUGCAGACCUUCAUCGCCUGUGAAGCAUCUUAAAUCCUGAUCCACAUGUGCUUAACCAGCUGCACUACUGCCUGACCCCAAAUCAAAAUUUUUUUUAAAAGAUAAACAAUUCUUGUUAGUGAAGAUAUUGUAGAAUGACUUUACAGACAUAGUAAGUAACUGGUACUUGAGAGCCCAGUGAAUGUAAAACAGUGGAAUAAGAAUGGAUGCUACAAUAUGUGAAUCUUAAAACUUUUUUACAUAUUUAUUUUCCCUUUUUUGUGCCCUUGUUUUUUUAUUGUUGUAAUCAUUAUUAGUGUUGUUAUUGAUGUUGUCGUUAGGACAGAGAGAAAUGGAGAGAGGAGGGGGUCAGCCAUUAGCACAGCGGGUUCAGCGCAUGUGGCGGGAAGUGCAAGGACCACAAGGAUCAAGGUUCCAGCCCCUGGCUCCACACCUGCAGGGGGUCGCUUCACAGGUAGUGAAGCAGCUCUGCAGGUGUCCGUCUUUCUUUCCUUCUCUCCAUUUCUCUCUGUCUUAUCCAGCAAUGAGAGCAAUGGCAACAACAGCAGUAAUGUCAAGAACAACAAAAAACAAAUGGAAAAAUUGAAAAAAGGAGUGAUGAAUGGAACACACGAGGUGGGACUUUAAUUAGCUGUCCUCUGUCACUGCUGAUCCAGGGACUCAAAGGGGCCAGGUAGGAGGGUUGGAAAGCAGUGAGGACUCCGCGUGGCUGAGGCGUGCUGACACCAACCUGGGACUCUGGAGCCAUAGAAACAAGAAUCUGAAGAACCAUUAUGCUACUUACCCUCUGCAUACAGCAGUUUUGUAAUUCAACACUCCCUUGAUUAAAGGAUUUUUUGUUUUGUCAUUCAUUCAUUUAUUUACUCAUGUAUUUUUUUUUAUUAGUGAUUUAAUAAUGAUUAACAAGAUCAUUGAUUCCUAUCACCGGAGCUCCAUGUCCACCAGAGUGCCCUCCACUGGAAGCUUCCAUAUUCUUUAUCCAUUUUAAUAUUUAUUUUUCGUUGCCCUUGUUUUAUUAUUGUUGUCAUCAUUGUUGGACAGGACAGAGAGAAAUGGAGAGGGGGAAAGAUAGACACUUCCAGCCCUGCUUCACUGUUGUGAAGCAACGUCCCUAUAGGUGAGGAGACAGGGGCUUGAACCAAGAUCCUUAAGCCAGUCUUUGCGCCACCAGUAGGGUGUAUUUUUAUUGCCACCAAAGUUAUGGCUGGAGCUUAGUUCCAGGACUGUGAAUCCACAGUUCCUGCUGGCCAUUUUUCCUUGUUUUUUUUUUUUUCUUUUCAUUUGAUAGGACAGAGAGAAAUUGAGAGGGGAGAAGGAGAGAGGAAGACCAGGUGGUGGCAUGCCUAAGUAUACACAUUAUAGUGUACAAGGAUCUAGGUUCAAGCCCCUGCAGAGGAAAGCUUCAUUAAGGGUAAAGCAGGGCUGCAGCUGUCUGUGUCUCUCUUCCUCUUUAUCUCCUCUACCUUCAGUUUCUCCCUGUCUGUGUCCACUAAUAAAGAUAAAGUAUUUUUAAGAAAUGAGGAGAGACGGAAUUGGGUGAUAGUGCAGCAGGAUCAGUGCAGGUGGUGCAAAAUGCAAGGAAAGCAUUAGGAUCCCAGUUCGAGCCCUUGGCUCCUCACCUGCUACUUCACCUGUAGUGAAACAUAUCUGCAAGUGUUUUUUUUUUCAAUUUUCUUUUUAUUAUUUAUUCAUUCCCUUUUGUUGCUCUUGUUUUACUGUUGUAAUUAUUAUUUUUGUUACUGAUGUCAUCAUCGUUGGAUAGGACAGAGAAAUGGAGAGAGGAGGGAAAGAUGGGGAGAGACACCUGCAAACCUGCUUCACCAUUUGUAAAGCGACUUCCUUGCAGGUGGGGAGCCAGGGCUUGAACCAGGAUCUUUAAGCCGGUUCUUGUGCUUUCUGUCACCUGCACUUACCGCUAUGCUACCUCCCAACUCCCAGGUGUCUUUUUCUCCUUUCUUCCCCAUCUCCAUUUCUCUCUGUCCUAACAACAAUGACAUCAGUAACAAUAAUAAUACCUAUAACAAAAAUGGAAAACAAGGACAACAAAAGGAAAAAUAAAUAUUAAACAACAAAUUUUUAAAAUAUAGACAAAAAUCUUCAGCCUUGGUUCAUCACUCAAGUUUUCCUUCCUGCAGUUAGGGAGCAGGGUCUUGAACCUGGUUCAUUUUGCAUGGUAGCAUGUGCACUGCACUAAAGCCCCACCACCCAGCCCCUAAUGAAAAAAAUGUUUAAUACAGGGUAAGGUUUUGCAUAAUCUAAACUAGACAAAAAACGAAUAAAAAGAAAUGGAAUGUUGGGCUGUAAGUGCAGUGGGUUAAGUGCAGGUGGCACAAAGCCCAAGGACCUGCGUAAGGAUAAUGGUUGGAGCCCCCAGCUCCCCACCUGCAGGGGGGUUUCUUCAAAAGCAGUUAAGCAGGUCUGUGGUGUCUUUCCUCCUGUCUACCCUUCCUCUCCAUCUCUGUCCUAUCCAACAUCGAUGACAUCAAUAACUACAAUAAAAAAGGCCAACAAAAAGAGGAUAAAUGUUUAAAAAAUUAAAAAGGAAUGUAGCCAGGUCUGGAGUUGGGUCGCUGAGUGAAAUGUCUGCCUUGCUCCGUGUGCAGCCAGCUUCCGGCCAGCCCUGGCCCUGUCAUGAGGCCCAACAAUUGAAGAGCCCCUGUUUCUUUGGUUCUUGGGACAAUCAGCAAAGAACUGAAGAGUGAAACACAGGAGUUUGAAGCAAAGAAGGUUUCAUACAGUAUUAGCAAGCAGACACACUCUGGGGGGUUUCUGUAGAGUGACUCUCGAGUUACAAAGUAUUUUAUGGUUUUUAAUCUAUAUAUUGGGAAACAGUCUGCAUUUCUGAGGUGGAAAUGAUGUACCUGAUUGACAAGCUGGGUGACACCCUGUAUGUGCUCAGUGCCUGUAAUUACAAUGCUUACAGAAAAGCUCUAGGGGGUGAUGUGGAGCAAUAACCCAGUGGUUAUUUCUACAUUCCUUCAAAAAAUUUUAUUAUCUUUAUAUUAUCUUUAUUGGCUAGUGAUAGCCAGAGAUCAAGAGGGAAGGGGGAGGCAGAGAGGGAGAGAGACACCUGCAGCCCUACUUCACCACUCCUGAAGCUUUCCCCCUGCACAUGGGGACCAGCAGCUUGAGCCCAGAUCUUUGUGCACUGUAAUGUGCAAACACAGUUCCCACUACCAGAGUUCUCCAUUGGAAGCUUCCCGAUUCUUUAUCCUUCUGAGAGUAUGGACCAAAGAUCUUUCUGGAAUGCAGAAGGUAAAAGGUCUCGCUCCUGUAAUUGCUUCUCCACUGGACAUGGGUGUUGGUAGGUGGAUCCACACCCCCAGCCUGUUUCUCUUCUUAUCUCCUCCUCUCACAAUUUAUUUAUAUACUUUCCCACAUUUGAGAGCUUCUCUCUGCUCUAAUCCAACUUUCUAGUCAUAUUCUCUUGACACCAUGUUCCCAGACUAUAUUUUUAGUCCACCUGCAUGUUAGCUGUCUGGCUCAGGUAAAAAUUACUAAAGUUGAGAGCAGGGCAGCAGACAUGGCGGGCAGGGCCACAGCCUAUCCUGGCCGCCACCCCAGGACACCCCGGUCCGCGCCUUCUGCACAGCUGGCCCGCCCGCCCUCCUUCUAUGAAGUCUGGGCACAUCCCGCACCACCUGGAGACCGUGGACUCCCUGCUGGGACUGGGCCCCCCUGGCAGAGAUCCCCAACUCGGCUCUGAAGUCAGAAAAGCUAGAAUACACAGAGAUCCCUGCAGAGAUCGCAACCUACAAUUUCUGGAGCUGAAGUUGCACAAGAAGCCACCGCUGGACAAUGCACUCCCCGAACGGCUAAGACAGUACAGAUCUAAAUUCGUGUUUAAAAUGACAUGUCUUCGUAACAAAGGUUUCUCUCCUUGUGUAUUAAAGACCAUGUUAAAAAAAAAAA
This is a messenger RNA of Erinaceus europaeus (western European hedgehog), 7179 nucleotides long. RefSeq names its product zinc finger protein 709-like. Gene Ontology annotation, biological process: negative regulation of transcription by RNA polymerase II. Bases 707 to 2155 code for a protein of 482 amino acids. Gene Ontology annotation, molecular function: DNA-binding transcription repressor activity, RNA polymerase II-specific. Lineage: Eukaryota; Metazoa; Chordata; Mammalia; Eulipotyphla; Erinaceidae. The transcript has 4 exons. The record is from RefSeq and is a predicted model, not a curated record.